AUAAUAUUCCAUGUGCGUGGAUCCAGCGGUGACAGCGAGGUGGCGGGGCGCAGCGGCGCUGGUUCGACAUGACGCGCCCGGGCCCUCCCAAUGAGAACCUGCCCACUAUCAAGUUGGUGGUGGUGGGAGACGGCGGCGUGGGCAAGAGCGCCAUCACCAUCCAGUUCUUCCAGAAGCUGUUCGUGACGGACUACGACCCCACCAUCGAGGACUCCUACAUACAGCACACCGAGGUCGACGGACAAUGGUGCAUACUCGACGUACUGGACACGGCGGGGCAGGAGGAGUUCAGCGCGAUGCGCGAGCAGUACAUGCGCAAGGGCGACGGCUUCCUGCUGGUGUACUCCGUCACCGACCAGCAGAGCUACGAGAACAUUCGCCACUUCCACACGCAGAUCUUGCGCGUCAAGGAUAGGGAGACGUACCCGAUGCUGCUGGCGGCCAACAAGGUGGACCUGGUGCACGUGCGCGGCGUGAGCGAGGAGCAGGGCCGCGAGCUCGCGCGGCAGCUCGGGGCCCCGUACAUCGAGACCAGCGCCAAGGAGCCGCCGCUCAACAUCGACGCCGCGUUCCAUGAGCUGGUUCGCAUCAUCCGCAACCACCCGCAGCAGGAGGACAAGCAGCGCCGCCGCCGCAAGUUCGGCAAGUGUGCACUGCUCUGACUCUCACACACACACACACGCGCAUGUGUCGGCUCCAGUGACGUCACACCCACGGAGCCGACAGCCGUGCCAUGCUACCAAUCAGUUAUUACAAAGAGAGAUUAUACUUAUAUUUUUGAUGCAAUAUGAAAUCGUGUAAUCUAUGAAAAUGAAAUCGCUAUUCCUCGUAUGUUGUUGAAAUAUUCGCAUGUGAUUUGCACAAAUAUGUUUAUUGCGGACAAAUGUAUAGACUUUUUAUUUAAAUGCAUAAUAAAUUAUUGUAUUUUUAUCAUAUUUUUGUAAGUUAUGGCUAGAAUAUCAUAUUAUGAAUUAUAAAUUAUACAUAACAUGUUUCAGUUGGUGUGCAUAACAUGUACAAUUAAAUUCACCAACAAAUAAAAGUCAAAUAUUUUUCCGAUUUUUGUCACAGAAUAGUAUCGGAUUUUACGGACAUUAUUAUUAUUUUGAAUACUACGUCUCCUAGACGAUAAAAUAUAUGUAUUAUCUAUUAAAUUAAUUUAACUUGAUUUAUUACGUAACACGUACCAAUGCGUAGCAUUUAUUUUAGCUCAGUAAGUGUCCAUAGAGUAAGGAAGUAUCGCGACCAAAACCCCAUUAACAUUAAUGUUCAAUAAUAAACUGAACUACUUGACUGCUCAGCAGAUAUACGCGAACUGCACAAAUGUAUACAAUGUGUAUAUCUUGACCCCACACUAACUACAGACAGUCGACAAGACGCCAACUAUGCAUUUGUUACAUUCACACCAAAGAGAUUAUAACGAUAUAGCAUUUAAUUUUAUUGACAUAAGGACUAUAUUUGAAUGUUUAAAGGUUUAUGUAUUAGGUUAAUGUGACAUUGUAUGUGUACAUUGUUGUAACAACGCAACACAUUUGGGGUUGUCUGGUACAGAUUCCUGCCCACCACAAAUUGAAAAUAAAACAAGAUGUAUUCUGACGUUCAAAAUGAAGCUCUAUAGCAGGGCAAUAAAUACAGAGAUGUUUGUUGUGUACCUGGCAGCCCCACACAGUACGUGCACAGUAGUGAGUGCACAGCCCCAUACAUAACACUAAGGCUGAAUCAUUUCACACAUAUAUUAUAAAUUAUGUAUAAGAUUUAUUUCCAAUUGUGUCGUUUACUGCGGACAUGCUACCCCUACACAACGUUUUACUGUUUGAAUUUGCCUGUGAUCCUUUCUGUAUCUAGUCAUAAAUGUUCAGCAUAAUAUCUUGUAUUCUUCCUAGAUGUAGAUGAUAUUGUUGAGCCCCUACAUAGACUCCUAUGAGGGUAUAAUUUCCAAGUAUUCUGGAGUAUUGUCGGUGGUGUGUCUGCAGAGAACAUCACGUUAGACGUAAGUACUCGUUACGCUAGUAAGUCACUGUCAAGGAAUUGAACUCGGGAAUAUAUAAGUGUUCCAAUAGGUAAUGUUAGGCCUACGAUAGAUUUACACGCACUUGUCUUCUAGCACAGAAUAUAGAAGUUAUAGCCUAAGUGGUUAGCGGUCUGUCUUCGCCAGACUUUCAUUUUUUGAAAUAAUAAUAAGUUUUUUUCCUGGUUGAAGUUAAGAAUACUUAGAAGCUUUAGCUCGAGUUGUAAUGAUGAGUUGGUCGGUACGCAAAAUCACCAAAUAGUUAAUUUUCAUGUAUAGAUCGUAGUUCGGCGUCUCCUUGUGUGCAUUCUGAAUUCUGUGCUAGAAACUGUCAUAGCUUAUUUAUUAUAUCACGUGUAACCUCUCACACUAAUUGUUUACCUUUGUCCAACAAUAGAUGGCGCUGCGCCACAUCGUGUUAUUUGCUAAUUAUUUAAAAUACUUUAGUAUUAAGCGAACGAAGCGACGGAAAUAUCUGCUCACUUAUAAUGUAUAACUUAUUAUAUACUUGCGUGCAAAAAAAUCGACCCGCCCCGUACGCUUUCCUUCAGAACGCGAUAUAUAAAAAUCAAGAUGAAAGCGUACAGGGUGUGCGGGUUUUUUUGCACACAAGUGUAUUAUGUAUAUUGAUGGUUUCGUGCAGAUGUGUCUGCCGCGUCGUGUCGAGGUACAAUGAAACGGAGAACCCCGGGCGGAGUCGCACGCUAACUACUAGCUUUAACGUACACAGAGCUUCCCCAUCCACACACACAUGUAGCUGAUUGUGUUUGUUUGUCCAUAUUGUCAGUGUAGCAAUCGACUCCAUCGAUUCACUAGUGUCUGAAGGAUGCCACAGUCUCUCGGAUGCUAUGCUUACAUUCUAGAGUAUAGUAUGUACGCAACUCCUUCCAAUGCAAAAAAAAAACAUAAUUUAUUUUUAUGAAUAGCUGUUGAACAAUAUAGACCCAAAUUCUAUAACUAUGAACAAACGUACUAAGAUAUAUUUGAUAUUGCUUUACCGUUGUUAUUAUUUGGUCUAGUCUGUUGAAUCGUGUCCAAAUAGAUGUUUACAAUAAAGAAACUAACAGUACCGCGCUGCUCCGAUCGCAUCGGCGUAAUCAAAUGAUCGUAUAUUGUUGUUACUAUGUUUUGUAUGUUGUAACAUAUAAUAAAUGUAGAAAUUUAAACUGAA
Molecule: messenger RNA, 3179 nt
Organism: Helicoverpa zea (corn earworm)
Lineage: Eukaryota; Metazoa; Arthropoda; Insecta; Lepidoptera; Noctuidae
Product: ras-related protein M-Ras-like
Exons: 5
Coding region: 69-662 (197 amino acids)
Biological process (GO): signal transduction
Cellular component (GO): plasma membrane
Molecular function (GO): GTPase activity; GDP binding; GTP binding
Source: RefSeq, a predicted model, not a curated record